CACGCACACGCUCGGUGUGUCUGAUCACUCUCAGCGCGCGCCACUCACUCUUUACCGCGCGCAGGAGAAAGAGCUCGAGCGCAGCUGCCUGCUGCUGCUUCUUCAUUGCCGCCCGCUCGCAUUUACUAUCCGGAAAAGUAGCUUAGAGAGAAGAAUACCACUGAGAGUCCCUCAUGCUUAUCCGGGGAGACUUCCAAUGCACUCCUGAAUACCCAGGACAUAUACAGAAAAAAACAUUUCCCCCUCUCUGUCGGAUAUGAAUUGUUUUGUGUUCUCUCUCUCCUCAGCUCUGCGUGAUAUGUGCUUCACGUGUUCGCGCGCCACAGUGAGUUCAUUUUCCAAGUGGAGUGUUUGGAUUGUGCAUCAUCCCGCGAUGCUCCUCGUGCCUCUCCUCUGGUUGGCGUCGCAGGCUCGCGCUGCUCCAUCCCUCACAACCGAACAGAUGGAUAUGGGGGUGGAUUGGCUGAGUAAGUUCGGAUACCUCCCGUCGGCUGACCCGGUGACCGGCCAACUGCAGACCAAGGAGGCACUGACCAAGGCGAUUAAAGCCAUGCAGCGAUUCGGAGGCCUGGAGGAGACCGGAGUGUUUGACCAGGCAACCCUAGGUUUAAUGAAGACGCCACGCUGUUCGCUGCCAGACAUGUCCGAGCUGGAGACAGCGGCUGGCAGGAGAAGACGAGCUCUGGCACCUCAGAAAAAGUGGACCAAGAGACACCUGUCCUGGAGGGUGCGGACAUUUCCCAAGGAGUCGGCUGUGCUAGGAAGGGAAACGGUUCGAGCCCUGAUGUACUACGCGCUGAAGGUGUGGAGUGACAUCACGCCGCUCAACUUCCACGAGGUAGCGGGAAACAAGGCAGACAUCCAGAUCGACUUCACCAAAGCAGACCACAACGAUGGCUACCCUUUCGAUGGGCCUGGUGGUACUGUAGCCCACGCCUUCUUCCCAGGAGAACGCUUCACUGCAGGGGAUACACACUUUGAUGAUGACGAGGCUUGGACUUUCAGGUCUCCAGAUUCUCAUGGCAUGGACCUGUUUGCUGUGGCAGUACAUGAGUUUGGCCACGCCAUAGGACUCGCACAUACGUCUGCUAUGGAGUCCAUCAUGCGUCCGUAUUACCAGGGGCCGGUGGGAGACCCACUCAAGUACGAUCUCCCUUAUGAAGACAAGGUUCGAGUCUGGCAGAUUUAUGGUGUACGGGACUCAGUCUCACACACGGCCCGUCCAGAUGGCGUGUCUCAUACCGACGAUCCACCUGUUCUAAUGGACUUGCCAGAAAACAAAUCCACAGUGCCUCCAGAACGCGAUGCCCCAGACAGAUGUACCAGUCACUUUGAUGCAGUGGCUCAAAUCCGAGGGGAGGCCUUCUUUUUCAAAGGGAAGUAUUUCUGGCGACUGACUCGGGAUAAGCACCUGGUGUCAUUGAGGCCGACUCAGAUCCAUCGCUUCUGGAGAGGUCUGCCUGCUAACCUGGAUAGCAUCGAUGCUGUGUAUGAGAGACCCGGAGACCAUAAGAUUGUCUUCUUUAAAGGGAUGAAGUACUGGGUAUUCAAGGACAACAUCGUGGAGGAAGGCUACCCACGCCCCGUCAGUGAUUUCGGCCUGCCGAUGGAGGGCGUAGACGCUGUCUUUGUCUGGCUACAUAACGACAAGACGUAUUUCUUUAAGGACAACCAUUACUGGCGCUAUGACGAUCAUCUGCGGCAUAUGGACCAGGGCUACCCGAAAGACACGACGUUAUGGAAAGGGAUUCCAUCUCAGCUAGACGACGCCAUGCGCUGGUCUGAUAGUGCCUCAUACUUCUUCAAGGGUAAGGAGUACUGGCGAGUGGUGGGCAGUGAUAUGGAGGUGGAGGCAGGGUAUCCACGCCCCAUCGGCAUAGACUGGCUGGUCUGCAAGGACAUGCAAUCGGAUGCUCCACAGACAAGGAAUAACGAGACAGGUUCACAGCUGACCGGACAGCACCACUCGGAUCAUGCCGAGAACGGCUACGAGGUGUGUUCCUGCACCUCAGACUCGGGCUCGUCCGCUGGCGCACGCCUGCAGCUCGCACCUGCCUGGCCGUUGGUAGCCUUCUUAAUACUGACACACACCCACGUGUAUGGCACACUCUGAUGAUGGGGACGCCACAGGCCUGUACUGGCAUAGACACGGACACUGAGAGUGCGUAUGCAGUGGCUUGUGGGAAGGACAGAGGGCAAAUUUACACUCCCAUCAUUGAUCAUUACUUACAUCUGGCUUUUUUUCUUUUCUUUUUUUUUUAAAUCAAAACUGGAAAUUUGUAAUUAUAUUAUAAAUAAUUCUAGCUGCAUUGAAAUUCUUCCAUGUCAAGUAUUAUCUGCUUUUCUUUCCCCCCUCAUGCAAUGAUAAGGAUAUUCAGUGUUUAAAGAGAGGAAAAACAAAGGAGGUCAAUCUGUAUUUUCCAGACUAAAAGUCACACCGGGUUUAUAUCCUGCACCACAGCAAAUAAUGUCUGCUUAAAAAGAAAUCAAUGUACAGUAUAUGUUGUGUUAUUUUUGUUUUAUGCAAUGUUUAUUAAAAUUGAGAAUUUUUUAUUUA
Ictalurus punctatus (channel catfish) is the source of this 2557-nucleotide messenger RNA. RefSeq names its product matrix metallopeptidase 17a (gene mmp17a). Gene Ontology annotation, cellular component: extracellular matrix. NCBI's taxonomy places the organism in Eukaryota, Metazoa, Chordata, Actinopteri, Siluriformes, Ictaluridae. The record is from RefSeq and is a predicted model, not a curated record. Gene Ontology annotation, molecular function: metalloendopeptidase activity; zinc ion binding. Bases 257 to 2113 code for a protein of 618 amino acids. The transcript has 11 exons. Gene Ontology annotation, biological process: proteolysis; extracellular matrix organization; collagen catabolic process.